This is a messenger RNA of Sporothrix schenckii 1099-18, 3285 nucleotides long. RefSeq names its product sodium/potassium-transporting ATPase subunit alpha. Gene Ontology annotation, biological process: intracellular potassium ion homeostasis; proton transmembrane transport; potassium ion import across plasma membrane. The transcript is spliced from 4 exons. Lineage: Eukaryota; Fungi; Ascomycota; Sordariomycetes; Ophiostomatales; Ophiostomataceae. Gene Ontology annotation, cellular component: membrane. Bases 1 to 3285 code for a protein of 1094 amino acids. The record is from RefSeq and is a predicted model, not a curated record. Gene Ontology annotation, molecular function: ATP binding; ATP hydrolysis activity; P-type sodium:potassium-exchanging transporter activity.
AUGGCCGACGAACCACCCCUGGAUACUGCCGUGCCCAAAGACGGCGUACGCGGCCGCAUCACCUUUGAUCCCAAUGCAAACGACGGUCGUCAGCCCCAGGGCGGCACUCCGUCGCGCAUGCGUUCUGCGUCGCGCAGACGCUCCCGGAGCCGUGACAGUGGCAGUUCGCGCAGCCGCCUGCCUGCAUCUCCGGUUGCCGGCAUCCCCAUUGAGUACCGUACGCUCUCCAUCCAAGUGUCCGAGAGCCGCCGGGCCGAGGAAGACCAUGGCGCGGGCAGCAAGGUGGCGGCCGCCAAUAAGGACGACCAGGACUACUUUGCCAACCUCUCCUUCCACGAGGUGGACGUGGAUCAGCUCUGCCAGCAGCUGAAUGUCGCCCAGGAUGUCGGCUUGUCUGAGCAUGCCGCAUCGCAGCGCCUCGCGCGCGAUGGCAAGAAUACGCUCCCGCGGCCCAAGACGAACUACCUCAAGAAGAUCCUGUUGUAUCUCUUUGGCGGCUUCUGCUCCAUCUUGUGGAUCGGCGUCGUCGUCUUCUUCGUCUGCUGGAAGCCUCUGAGCAACCCUCCCUCGCCGACCAACCUCGCGCUGGCCAUCUUGUGGUCGACGCAGCGAACCAUGAAAUCCAUCCUCGGCCUCAUGCCCUCGGAGACGCUGGUCCUGCGCGACGGCGCCCUCUGCAAGCUGCCCACCGCGGACCUGGUCAGCGGCGACGUCGUCCAUCUGAAGAUGGGCAACCGCGUGCCGGCCGACAUGCGCAUCGUCAGCCACUCGGGCGACCUGCGCUUCGACCGCUCCAUGCUGACGGGCGAGCCGGAGGCGAUUGAAGGCACGGUGGACGCCACGGACGACAACAUUCUCGAGAGCCGCAACAUUGCGCUCAUGGGCACCAUGGUCGUCAACGGCGGCGGCGUGGGCGUCGUGAUUCUCACGGGCUCUCGCUCCGUCAUGGGCCGCAUUGCCAAGGCCACGGCCAACGCCAAAGAACGCGUCCCGCUCGUCCAGCAAGAGAUCUGGCGCUUUGUCCGCAUCAUUGUGGUGCUCACAGUGGUGCUCGCCCUUUUGAUUCUGCUGACGUGGGUCGGCUGGCUGAGGAAGGACCACUAUGGAUACAUGAACGUCGUGGCCAUGUUGAACGACGUCAUGGGCUGCGUGGUCGCCUUCAUUCCGGAAGGGAUGCCGGUCGCGGUGGCAUUGACGUUGAUGCUCGUCGCCAAGCGCAUGAAAGCCGCCGACAUCUUGCCCAAAGGCCUGACGACCGUCGAGACCCUGGGCUGCGUCAAUGUCAUCUGCUCGGACAAGACGGGCACGCUGACCCAGAAUCAGAUGCGCGUCAGCUCGGCCGCAUUCGUCGACCGCCCUCUCCACCCGGCGGACCUGACGCGCAUGCUGGAAGAGGAAGAGGCGGACCCGGCGGCGCAGAAUCCGAGUCUCGCGCGGCUGCGCCAGGCCGCGCUUCUCUGCAACGACGCCACCUUUGAUCCGACGACGCUCUCAUUGCCCGUGGACGAUCGGACCGUCCAGGGCAACGCCACCGACGCGGCUGUGCUCCGCUGGGCCGCGGCCGGCAAGAACGCCGACGACAUUAUCGCCGCGUCGCCGAGGCUCUUCCAGAUCGCCUUCAACUCCACCAACAAGUGGAUGCUCACCAUGCAUCCGAUGAUGCGUCCGAUGACCGACCACAAUCAUGAUCACGAGAAGGCGGGCGGCAGCCCCGUGCAGGUGUUUGUCAAAGGCGCGCCAGACGUCCUGCUCCCUGCCUGCACAAGGUACUGGUCGGGCACGUCGAAUUCGGUCGCGCCUCUCGGCGACGACGCCCGGGCGGCCGUCCGGGCGUACCAAGACCAGCUGUCGUCCAACGCUGAGCGAGUCAUUGUGCUGUGCGAAAAGGUCAUGCACCCCGUCCAUGCACGCGGCACCAACGCCUUGAGCGACGAGGUGGCCCUGACGGCGAUGGCGGACCUCACGCUCGUCGGUGUCCUGGGAAUCACGGACCCGCCGCGCCCCGAGACCGCCCACACCGUGGCCGAGUGCCGCCGUGCCGGCGCUCGCUUCUUCAUGGUCACGGGCGACUACAGCCUGACCGCGGCCGCCAUCGCGCGGACCAUUGGCAUCUUCACGGGGGACCGCGCGCCGGACACGCUCGAUGCGGUCCAGCGGGCCGCCGCGACGCGGCCGGAGGAGCUGCGCCGCGCACGGCGCGAUGGCACGCACCACAGCCUGCUCCUGGACGGCGCCGGGGUCGUGCGGCUGUCGGCGGCGGACUGGGACGUCGUGUGCGAGUACGGCGAGAUUGUGUUUGCGCGCACGACGCCCGAGCAGAAGCUGCGCAUCGUCAACGAGCUGCGCCAGCGCGACAACGUGGUGGCCGUGACGGGCGACGGCGUCAACGACGCGCCGGCGCUGCGGGCGGCGGACGUCGGCGUGGCCCUGGUCGGCGGCAGCGACGUGGCCAUCGAGGCGGCCGACCUGGUGCUGCUGGACCGCUUCAGCGCCAUUGUCGACGCCGUCCGCCUCGGGCGCCUCGUGUUCCAGAACCUGCAAAAGGUCAUCGCCUACCUGCUCCCCGCCGGCAGCUGGUCCGAGAUCUGGCCCGUGCUGGUCAAUGUCUUUUUCGGCGUGCCGCUGCCGCUCAGCGCGUUCCUCAUGAUUGUCGUCUGCGUCUUCACGGACCUGUUCUUGUCGCUGUCGCUGAUUAUGGAAAAGGAAGAGUUUGACCUGCUCUCACUGCCGCCGCGCAACCACAGGCGCGACCACCUGAUCACGGCCAAGAUCUACAUCCAGGCCUACCUGGUCACGGGCACUAUGGAGACGUGCGCCGCGCACGCCAUGUUCUUCUUGUACAUGUGGCGCUACGCCGGCAUCCCCGUCCGCGACCUCUUCUUCCUCUUCGAGGGCUACACGGCCGGCUUCCACGGCUACACCGCGGACGAGCUGGCCCACUUCAACAAUACCGGACAGUGCGUCUACUUUGUCUGCCUCGUCAUGCUGCAAUGGGGCAACAUCCUGGCCGUGCGCAACCGGCGCAUGAGCAUCGUGCAGGCGGAUCCCUUUACCCGGGCACGCCGCAACCCCUGGCUCGUCCUGAGCAUGGCGAUAAGCCUUGCCAUUGCCGUCUUUGUCACGGAAGUGCCCGGCAUACAGUCUCUGUUCAAUACGGCAAGCGUUCCGCUCGAAUUUUGGUUGAUUCCCAUUCCGCUGGGCGUCGGCAUCCUGUGCGUCGACGAGAUGCGCAAGCUGCUGGUUCGCCUGUUUCCCACGGGUCCGCUCGCUCGGAUUGCUUGGUGA